AUCAGAGGCGCGCUGCUGUUUCUUGCUUUUCAACAGUAUGGAAAUAGAGAGGCCGCUGGAGAGCAACUAAUAGGACUAUGAGGACGAGAAAUCGGGAGUCAACAAAGACACUAGACAAAGGAGAGCUCCCUUUCUAUAAAAUCACUCCAUAACGGAGCAAACAAAGCACGACAACUGUUUUGACACUUCCAUUGUUAAGUGGUUAUCGCCAUUUAAAGGACACGGGACUGGACUGGACUGGACUCAACUCGCUCUCCGUGGAUCAGUUGGGAAACAAAACUGGAGUCUUGAAAAUCCUCUGAUUUGCUUCUGUGAGAAUGGGGGAACAGCCACUAUACAGCGUGAAGGCGCACGUCUUCCAAAUUGACCCGGCUACUAAACGAAAUUGGAUUCCAGCCAGCAAACACGCUGUCACCGUCUCCUUCUUCUUUGAUGCCGGCAGGAGUGUGUAUCGCAUUAUCAGUGUAGGAGGCACUAAGGCCAUUAUCAACAGCACAAUCACACCUAAUAUGACUUUCACAAAAACAUCACAGAAGUUUGGUCAGUGGGCAGACAGCAGAGCGAACACUGUGUACGGCCUUGGGUUUUCCACUGAGCAGCAACUUCAGCAGUUCUCAGAGCAGUUUAAAGAAUUUAAGGAGGCCGCACGGCUUGUCCGGGACAAAUCACAGGAGAAGUUUGAGCUGUUAAGUCCUGGCCUAAACAUCUCUGCUCCACAGCUGCCUCAGGCACUAUCUGUGGAUCGCCAGUCUCCACCGCUGCUUGGUGUCAAUGGCUCUAGUGAGGAUAAGCUGUUCCGCAGUAAAAGCGCUGAUAUGGAGCAGACCACGGAAAAAGAACAGAUGAGAAAGAUGCUAUCUGAAGGGUCAAUUUGUGAGGUAAACUCAGAGGCCGAGCUGUUUUCUCUUCGAGACAGCAACACUAAGCUGGUAGCAGCUCUUCAUGAUGCUAACAGCAGCAUUGAACAAUGGAAAAAACAAUUAGCCGAGUAUCAAGAAGAAACAGAACGCCUCCGAGAGCAGGUUGCGGAGCUGGAGGCUCAGAGCGGGGUUUCUGCUUUCAGUGAGAUGGGGAAUGAGGAGCUCACACAGUCUAUAGCAGAGAUGGAGGCUCUUAUCAAAGCUAAAGAUGAGGAAAUAAAGGUCCUGCGAAACAACAAACCAGACUUUAGUGAACUGGAGAAGGAAAAGCAAGAGGCCAGUCUAAGGAUGCAGGACUUGGAAGCUAAGAACUCUGAGUUGGAGAAACAAGUUGAAACAGCGGAGAAUGCCUUAGCUUCUUCUAAAGAAGCCCAGAGCAGGGCAGAAACGGCGGUGCAAAAGGCCAUUGAAACACUAGAUGUCAAAAUCUAUGACUUAAAUGACCUUCGACAAAACCUGGCCAAGCUCCUGGACAAAUGACCACUACAUUUGGACAAAUAUUACAUGGUAAAACUGCAGUUUUGAGGUUGAUAAAAACUUUACUGGAAUCUUCCCCAGCUGCACAAGUGCACAACGAUUCAUCAUGGUACUAGACUGGUAAAAAAAAACUCAAGACGUGAAUAAGUAGCAUGACAAGCUAUUUAGGAGAAUAUUUGCACCCACAUUCCAUAUUUGCUUCCCGAGAGCCGAGAUUAAUGGGUGUAACUAACAAAUUUCACAUGACGACCAGAGCCUGUUUGCUUAAAUUAGUCAUGAGGAAAAUCAUAUUGAAAUUUCUAAAAGAAUUUAAAGCUAUAGUUCACCCAAAACUAAAACUUCUGUCAUCAUUUAGUCAUUUGUUUCAAAUCUUUAUCUCUUCAGCUGAAUACAUAAGAAAGCUGGAAACCUGAAAUCAUUGAAUUUCAAUUUUUUUUUCUGCUAUGUAAGUCAAUGGUUACAGGUUUUCAGCAUUCUUGAAAAUAUCUUCUUUUGUGUUCAGAAGAAAGAAAGAAAUUUGUAAAAGUUUGGAACCACUUCAGGGUGAAUAAAUACUGAGCAAAUAAAAAUUUUGGGGUGAUCUGUGACUUUAAGACUUGGUACUAGAUUAUGAAAAUAGCUGAAGUUGUUGUUGAGUUCUGUGAUUUGGUUAUGACUAGUUUUCUAAAGCAAAACUUAUAAGACUUCCCUAACACAAAUUAACACAGUUAGCUUUAUGUUAAAACAACAAGUGAAACAAACAUGCUAAAAGCAUUGGCAAAAUUUGCAUGUGAGAAAACAAAUCAUCAAUUACUUUUUGUCCACAGGAAAAUGUUCUCAAACCACAUUUCAUAUGUUUCACAUGUGAUUUUUAAAAGGACAGAUCACCUAAAAAUAAGCAUUCUGUCAUCAUUUACUCAUUUAUUUAGAAUUAAUCAUCAUAUACACAUGAGUUUCUUUAUAAACUUAAAAGUAGACAUUGGGAAGAAUGUUGAAAAGUAUCAGCUAUUGACUUAAAUAGUGUUUUUAUUUCCUAUGGAUGUCAAUAGUUACCAGUUUCCAACAUUCUUCAAAAUAACUUAUUUUGUGUUUAGAAGAAGGAAAGAAACUCAUGAAGGUUCAAAACCACUUGAGGGACGGUAAAUACAGAGCAAAUUUCAAUUUGGGGCAGUCUGUGACUUUAAGACUUGGUACUAGAUUAUGAAAAAAGCUGAAGUUGUUAUUGAGUUCUGUGAUUUGGUUGUGACUAGUUUUCUAAAGCAAAAUAAAUAAGACUUCCCUAACAGCAAAAAAAAAAAAAAACAGUUAGCUUCAUGUCAAAAUUACAAGUGAAACAAACGUGAAAUGUUUUGGCAGAAUUUGCAUGUGAAAAAACAAAUCGUCGAUCACUUUUUGUUCACAUGAAAAUCUUCUCAAACCACAUUUAAUGUGUUUCACGUGUGAUUUUAAAAGGACAGAUCACCUAAAAAUGAACAGUCUAUCAUCAUUUAAUCAUCAUUUACUCAUAAUUUGAGUUUCUUUCUUCUGUUAAACACAAAGGAUGAUAUUGUGGAGAAUGUUAAAAAACAGCAGCUCCUGACUUCAAUAGUGUUUUAUUGCCUACAGUAUAAAUGCCAUUGUUUACCAGUUUCCAACAUUUUUCAAAAUAUCUUCUUUUGUGUUCAACAGAAAAAAGAAACUUCUACAUAAUAAAUCUUCAUUUCUUUUUGGGUGAACUAUCAUUUUAAUGUGAAGUAAUAUGUUUUUUUCUGUAAGAGUUUGAAAAAUGUUCUGCGAAUAUAAGCUCCUAUUCAAUGUAUUAACAAGUGUUAUUGUUAGAAACAUGAUUAGAACAGAAGAAAUAAUAAAAAAAAAAUCUCUUUACGAACACCAGCAUGGCUCUGUUAGGACGUUUAAGUGAUUUAAUGGCUUGUUGAACUUCGUUGCUCUUACAUGCCUCAUAAAUUAGCUUAAUGUAGGACUCUGUAAUUGACAACUAGAGAAAGGAGGAAAUCUAAGCACACGGCACUAACAAAAAAACAUGAUAUUUCUCUUAGUAACAACUGCUAACGAGGGAAUCGUUACCUUAACUUCCCCUUUUCAUUCAAUUUAGCUUUCACUGUCAGAUUCCAUUAGUUCAAAAUGGCACUUCUAACAGCAAUGACCCUUUAGGAAAAACACUUUCGCCUUUUUAUAAACCACUAUAAUUUGCAAUACCUCAGCAUGCAUCUUUAUACUAAGUAUUUUUUCUUCUUGUUUCUGAAAAUGUGUUUUUAGCCUGUUAACUGUUGAGUUUACCUUGCUUGGACAUCUGUAUAACCUCAAAGACAGUUGCACAUUUGCUAUUUUUCUAUUGUGUGCCUGCUGUUUGUGGUUUUUAUAUGAAUUCCCAAUAAAAGUAUUUGCUUCA
Messenger RNA from Danio rerio (zebrafish), 3765 nucleotides. RefSeq names its product homer scaffold protein 3b (gene homer3b). Gene Ontology annotation, biological process: G protein-coupled glutamate receptor signaling pathway. Gene Ontology annotation, cellular component: cytoplasm; postsynaptic density. Gene Ontology annotation, molecular function: G protein-coupled glutamate receptor binding. Lineage: Eukaryota; Metazoa; Chordata; Actinopteri; Cypriniformes; Danionidae. The record is from RefSeq and is marked provisional.